Rhizophagus irregularis DAOM 181602=DAOM 197198 is the source of this 1266-nucleotide messenger RNA. RefSeq lists its product as uncharacterized. Lineage: Eukaryota; Fungi; Glomeromycota; Glomeromycetes; Glomerales; Glomeraceae. The record is from RefSeq and is a predicted model, not a curated record. Gene Ontology annotation, molecular function: S-adenosylmethionine-dependent methyltransferase activity.
AAUUUUCUCACUUUCACAUUUUUUUUUAAAAAAAAAUAAAAAAUGGUUCACUUUAAUAAUGAUCCACCAAGAUAUUCUUUUUCUUCUUUACCACCAAGAUAUUCACAAAUAUCUUUCGAUGAUCAAAAACUUAAAAGUUCUUUGAUAACCGAUAUUUCUUCUGGUAAUCCUGUAAAUAGAUUAGAAAUGCAACAUUAUAUAUUUAAAUAUCUUUGGCAAAAUAAUUUUUCUACUCCUAUUGCAAAACAACUUCAAGCGGGAGGAGCCAAAGUUUUAGAGGUUGGAUCCGCUCCAGAAAUAUGGUCAUUCGAUAUGGCAAACAGUUAUCCAUUAUCCACUUUCAUAGGUUUAAAUAACUCCCCAACUUGCAAUAAAAGUAUUACCAAUGAACCGUUAAACGCUACUGUAUUACAAAAUAAUUCUUUAUCUUCAACAAUUCCCUUCCCAGACGAAACUUUUGAUUUUAUAUAUCAAAGAUUCUUUCUUCCACAAUUAAAUUUAACUUCAAGCUUUAAUCCAAAUUCUAUUUUUAUUGAACAAUAUAACUUAGUUAAACAUAUGAUAAGAGUAUUAAAUCCUGGUGGUUGGAUUGAAUUUAUGAUAAUAGAUAAUUUGGUUUGGUAUAAUACUGGUCUCUACACAUUUCGUUUAACUCAAGCUUAUUAUUCUUUGACGUGUGAUGGUUAUGAUUCAUAUAACAAAAUUGAUGAAAAACACUUGUAUAAUAUGUUAGUUUCUAUUCAACAAGUUCAAUCCAUUUUUAUAGAGACUAAACGUACUCCAUUAGGAAAGAAAGGUGGAAGAAUAGGUGAAUUGUUGUGUGAUGUUUUAUUACAACCGAUAAAAUCUAAUAAAUCUGUUCUAUGUGAAUAUAUGAGAAUAUCUACGAAAGAAUUUGAUAAAAUGUAUAAUAUAAUGUUACAAGAAAUAAACGAUUACGAAACAUACUGUGUUUCUCACAGAAUUUGCGCAAAGAAAUCAUGAAUUACCUCAUCAAAGACUUGAGUGGCUUAUUUGAUUUCUAACUUUAAUGUGAGAUAAACUGAUAAAGUGGGUGGGCACGUGAAAAAAAAGCGAGAAGAUGGAAGAGAUGGAGAAGAUGAGAAGAUGGAUGGCUGGGCUAAUUUAAAAAAAAAAUAGAUGAAAAGUCGGCAAAGAACUUAAAUAAAAUUGACGUGGAAUAACAGAAUUUCUUUUUUUUUCUUUUCGUAAGAUGUUAGAUCACUUAACAAAUUUAUUAAAACAAAAACAAAAAAACAAAAAAAA